AUGAGCUCCUCAAAUAGAUACCCAGAUACAAAAGAGGUUGACAAGAUGGACUACGAGAAGCGAUUCCUCAUCGCAUGCGCCUGCUUCAAGUCCUGCCUAUGGGAGGAGUUCCGGUUCCUAGGUCUUGCAGACGGUAUCCGCAUAGACGUCCUUCCAGUCCUCCACAAGCUGGUGAAACUGCUGGAGGCCAUCUUUUUCCUUGGUGAGGAGAUGGCAAAAUCAUGUCCCGACUGUCUCACUGUACGCAAUAGACCCCAGGACCACUUCUUGGCUCAGUUCGAGCACAUGUGUCGCGAGCGCAUUAUGUCCCCCUUGGCGAAAGCCAUUUGUGACCUUGAAGCUGAUGAGAUGUCGGCAGAACCGAAAACGAGCGUUGAUUUUAUUGUCGCUUCGGAUUUGGAUGAUAUUCGUCCCAGCACUAUCUUGCUCUCUAGUAAGCCCCUGCCUCUUAGUAUGGGUUUCUAUGUUCCACUUAAGAAUCUUUCUCGUCCGUGA
This is a messenger RNA of Penicillium vulpinum, 495 nucleotides long. RefSeq lists its product as uncharacterized. The transcript has a single exon. The coding region runs from base 1 to 495 and encodes 164 amino acids. The record is from RefSeq and is a predicted model, not a curated record. NCBI's taxonomy places the organism in Eukaryota, Fungi, Ascomycota, Eurotiomycetes, Eurotiales, Aspergillaceae.